AAGAAAGAAAAACCAUAUACACAGUACACUUAUCCGAAACCAUGUCCAGCUUCACUCACACCACCACACUCCUCCAUGCCCAUGUCAAAACCAAGCACCAAAACGCCAAUCAAUCUUCUUCUUCUUCUUCUUCUUCACAGCAAAACCUAACCACCACAACCACCACCAACAGAAGAAAACUGGUCUCGACCUUCCUGACCACUUCAAUGGCGGCGAUUAUUGCCGCAGCCCAUGUGGUGCAGCGGCCGCCGGCAGCCCUGGCAGAGAAAUGGGGUACCCGGUCCUUCCUCCGAGAGCACUUCUUCGAGCCGGGGCUGUCGCCGGAGGACUCGGUGGCGAGGAUAAAGCAGACGGCGGAGGGGCUGCAUAGUAUGAGGGAGAUGUUAGAUACCAUGUCGUGGAGGUACGUCAUCUUCUACAUACGCCUCAAACAGGCCUAUCUUGAUCAGGAUUUGAAAACCGCCAUGGCCACCUUGCCUCAAGGUCUCCGAAAGGACUAUGUUAAGGUUGCUAAUGAGCUGGUCGAUAAUAUGGCUGAGCUUGAUCGGUACGUUCGGUCACCAAAGGUGUAUGAAUCGUACCUGUACUAUGAGAGGACUUUGAAAUCAAUAGAUGAUCUUGUGGCCAUGUUAGCAUAGCACAAAUCCAUCGCUAGCUAUACCUAUUUGCAGUGUCUCAAGAAGCUGCAAAUCUGUGUAAUUAACGUCCAUGAAGGAUUUUUGUGGUAAAACAAGCAGUCAAGCUAGUGUAUUUUCGACAGUCAUGUAACAUAUCAGAUUAUCGUAUACAAGCUAUUCAUUUAUUUGCAUCACAAGUUGAAAGUUCAAGACCUUAUCAUCUCCAAUUCAUAUAUAAAGUUCAAGACCUUAUCAUCUCCAA
Molecule: messenger RNA, 879 nt
Organism: Prosopis cineraria
Lineage: Eukaryota; Viridiplantae; Streptophyta; Magnoliopsida; Fabales; Fabaceae
Product: photosynthetic NDH subunit of lumenal location 2, chloroplastic
Exons: 2
Coding region: 42-638 (198 amino acids)
Biological process (GO): photosynthetic electron transport chain; photosynthesis
Cellular component (GO): extrinsic component of membrane; chloroplast; photosystem II
Molecular function (GO): calcium ion binding
Source: RefSeq, a predicted model, not a curated record